GGGCGUGGCUUGGCGAUGGGUUGCGUAGCAGCAGAGCUGUGAGACCGGUGGUGGCGUCAGCUCCUGUCAGGGGGGGAAGGAGAGACGGAGCGUCCGGGGUCCGUAGCCUCCCUGCCCCGGGAGAGGCCGCGUCCACUCCACUGGGGUCGGGGUUGGGCACGUGCUUAGUGUCGGUGAUGAGCGAUGGGGUAUGAUGUAACACGCUUCCAGGGUGAUGUGGAUGAAGAUCUUAUCUGCCCCAUAUGCAGUGGGGUUUUGGAGGAGCCAGUUCAAGCUCCUCAUUGUGAACACGCCUUUUGCAAUGCCUGCAUCACACAGUGGUUCUCCCAGCAGCAGACCUGUCCUGUGGACCGCAGUGUUGUAACAGUAGCCCAUCUCCGUCCAGUCCCCCGCAUCAUGCGGAAUAUGCUUUCCAAGUUACAGAUUACAUGUGACAACGCGGUUUUUGGCUGUACCACAAUUGUGCGACUUGAUAACCUCAUGUCUCAUCUUAACGACUGUGAACAUAAUCCAAAGCGACCAGUAACAUGUGAGCAGGGAUGUGGCCUAGAAAUGCCCAAAGAUGAAUUACCAAACCACAACUGCAUAAAGCACCUCCGUUCUGUGGUUCAGCAGCAACAAACCCGUAUAGGGGAACUAGAAAAGGCAUCAGCUGAAAACAAGCAUCAGCUUUCUGAACAGAAACGGGAUAUCCAGCUGCUAAAGGCAUAUAUGAGGGCAAUCCGCAGUGCCAAUCCUAAUCUUCAGAACUUGGAGGAAACCAUAGAAUAUAAUGAAAUUCUUGAAUGGGUAAAUUCUUUGCAACCUGCACGUGUGACCCGCUGGGGUGGAAUGAUCUCAACACCGGAUGCUGUGUUACAAGCUGUCAUCAAACGUUCACUAGUAGAAAGUGGCUGCCCAGCAUCUAUAGUUAAUGAGCUCAUAGAGAAUGCCCAUGAGCGCAACUGGCCACAGGGCCUGGCCACACUUGAGACAAGACAAAUGAACCGGAGAUAUUACGAGAACUAUGUGGCAAAGCGGAUUCCAGGAAAGCAGGCUGUUGUGGUGAUGGCCUGUGAGAACCAACAUAUGGGAGAGGACAUGGUGCUGGAGCCUGGCCUGGUUAUGAUCUUUGCUCAUGGUGUGGAGGAAAUAUAAGUGCAACACUCCUUUUUGCUUCUUCAUGUGCUCCAUUUAUUCUAGGAGGCCAAGUGUUACCUGAGAUAGCAUUUCAAAUGCUAAGUCUCCAGACCCUGCUCAUGCCACUGGUGCCUACUAGUUGAGUGCUGGGUGAUUUGCCAUUGUUGUGUUUUUGCUUUUUUUUUAAAAAAGACUCAAACCAAGCUUCGUUAGCUUUUUGUUUCCCCAAUAGUACACUAUGGCCAAGCUCAUAGAACAAGCAAACCCAGUCCAAAGUCAUGUCAAUUUCCUUCCUUCUGCUUCAUGUUGGCUGGAUGUGCUAUUACUAGUUCCUCAGGAGGAGGAGGCAAACAUCAAGAACUUGGCAAAAACUGAAAGACUUAACAGAAGACACUACAAAGAAGGGGCAUUGUGUAAGAUGUAUGGGCAUUUGUAAGUCAGGGGUGCUGAGGCACACUCUCUCAAAUCACUGGUAUCUACAACUUGAAUUUGGACUUGUGCAGACCCACUAGGACCUAAUCUGGCAGGGAUAUUUUGUGCAAGCAGGUUAGAAGAAAAAGUAGAUAUUUUUUUAAUCCCUCUAUUACUUGGCACUAAUGUGAGAUGUUGAGUUUUGUUCUGCUGUGGCCCAUGUCACAAUAAAAUAUGAAUGUGCAGUAGACAAUGCAGCAAUCCUACAACACUCCAAACAUUUGUUGUGUUCAAGCAUUUGUUGUGCUUCAUUUUGAUCAGAGGCAACACUGCAACCUUGCAUAGUCUGCAUUCAGUCUUUGUUGGAUGAAUGGCAAACAAUAUAGCUGUGGACAUGGAUCAGAGUGCGUUUUGAACUUUUUAUUUUUUUCUGCUACGCAAGGGAUCAUGCACUUAUUUGAGGUGCUUGUAUAGAAAUGUAAUAAUUUGUUUUGUUACUUA
This is a messenger RNA of Nanorana parkeri, 2031 nucleotides long. RefSeq names its product ring finger protein 41 (gene RNF41). The transcript has 6 exons. The coding region runs from base 184 to 1137 and encodes 317 amino acids. Lineage: Eukaryota; Metazoa; Chordata; Amphibia; Anura; Dicroglossidae. The record is from RefSeq and is a predicted model, not a curated record. Gene Ontology annotation, cellular component: plasma membrane signaling receptor complex. Gene Ontology annotation, biological process: protein K63-linked ubiquitination; positive regulation of JNK cascade; regulation of canonical NF-kappaB signal transduction. Gene Ontology annotation, molecular function: ubiquitin protein ligase activity.